AUGAGUCUUCAACUUGGUUUCAUUAUCUCAUUACUUGUUAGUUCAACCACGGCCAGCAUUCUAUUCUCCAGUAAUUUAUUCAACAAACCGCCUGGUGUUGGCGACUCUGAAGAUGCGCUCAUCCAACAAGCACAACCAGUUGACCCGGUUCCCAUUGAUGAUAUCAACGAUUUCAAAACUGAGCACGCACGAAACUGUUUUUUCACGCCGGUUCAAUGUUUCCUGCCGCAAACAGAAGCUCACAAGGAUAUGCAAUCCGUUCAUAGUGUCUACUAUCCAACCCAUACGCGUAGAAGUGUCAAAGCUCCAUGGUCAGUUGAAUGUCAGAAACUUGUUGACACUAUGUGGAACGAGGAUAAAGAUAAGCCAACGGCAGCUGAAGUUCAAAUGGACUGGGGAACUCAUAUUAGUGGAAAAACUGGAACCAAGAACAAACCGUAUAACUGA
Messenger RNA from Caenorhabditis bovis, 447 nucleotides. The record is from the annotation of a GenBank genome assembly. NCBI's taxonomy places the organism in Eukaryota, Metazoa, Nematoda, Chromadorea, Rhabditida, Rhabditidae.